AGUGUGUUGACGAGGGAGGAGGCAGGAGGAAGCCGAUCACGUCCGGAGCGUGUUAGGAGGAGAGAGAGGACGCGCGCACGUUGACUCGUUAGAAAAAGGGGGGGAAAGAAUAAGCUGGCGAUCGGUUGGAAGGGCGGUGCGUUUCGGUGCGAGUGUCAUUGCAGACAUGGGUCGCCGCGGCACGACACCUUGCCUUGAGCUCCUUGGGGGGUGUUUUCGCUGUCAGUCCUUCGGCUCUGCAAAUGGCGAUGUGCUGCUGAUGCUACCGCUGCCGAGCCCGGGAGACGCAGCCAAGGCGGCGGAUGCCAGGGAAUAAUAAGACUCAUAUAUGAUCACCUGCGCUUUCCUUUGCCUGGGAUUUUCCGUAGCGGUGGACGGUACCAUGGUGAAUUACCAGAAAUACAUUACUGUGAUGCAGCUGGCUCUGGGGGUGACCGCCUCCAACAAAGAACAUUGUCUUCCACCCAGGAAGCGAAUGUGGAUACACCCCAGCCCGACCGCUGGCUCCGUCACAGCCGCCUCUUCUGCAAGCACCGUUCAGGGCAAACCGUCACUCCGCCGCAUCAAGGGCCGAAUUCACAGGAGCAAGAGCCUGGACAGCAUCGACCUCCUGGACUCCAAUAGCGCAGCAAUGGAGGAGACUGUCAUUUGGGAACAGCACACUGUAACACUGCACAGGGCACCAGGGUUUGGUUUCGGGAUAGCCAUAUCAGGAGGCCGAGAUAACCCUCAUUUUCAGAGUGGCGAAACCUCCAUUGUCAUCUCAGAUGUGCUGAAAGGUGGCCCGGCUGAAGGGCUACUCCAGGAAAAUGACCGAGUUGUCAUGGUCAAUGCCGUGUCCAUGGAUAAUGUGGAACACGCCUAUGCAGUUCAGCAGCUUCGUAAAAGUGGGAAAAUUGCCAAAAUUACAAUCAGACGAAAGAGGAAAGUUCACGUCCCAUUGGGUCGCCUUGGGGAGCGGGAAACGAUGUCGGAGCAUGAUGAGGAAGAGGACAGCUACGAUGAAGAGAUAUACGAGACGCGGAGUGGACGGAGUGGCGCCUACAGCAGUAUGGGCGGAGCCAUGGGCAGGCGCAGCGGCCGGAGCUGCGGCCGAAGGGACAGGGAACGUGAACGUAGUGGCUCACGGGAGAGAAGUCUUUCACCGCGGUCGGAUCGCCGCUCACACAACCUGCCUCCGCGCCCUGCUAAGGUCACGCUGGUGAAAUCGCGCAAAAAUGAAGCAGAGUAUGGCCUGCGCUUGGCCAGCCACAUCUUCGUCAAGGACAUCUCCCCCGAGAGCCUAGCAGCCAGGGAUGGCAACAUCCAGGAGGGUGAUGUUGUACUGAAGAUCAAUGGCACCGUGACCGAGAACCUCUCCUUGAUCGACGCCAAGAAGCUGAUAGAAAGGUCAAAGGGCAAGCUAAAAAUGGUUGUUCAGAGAGAUGACAGGGCGACCUUGCUGAACAUCCCUGACCUCGAUGACAGCAUUCCUUCAGCCAAUGCCUCCGACAGAGACGACAUUUCAGAUAUCCAUUCUCUGGCAUCCGACCAUUCCAAUCGAUCGCACGACAGACUUCGUAGCAGCCGCUCCCGCUCUCCAGACAGACGAUCGGAACCCUCAGACCACUCCAGACACUCGCCACCUCAAAUCAGCAAUGGCAGUCACAGAAGUCGAGAUGAAGAGCGGCUAUCAAAAGGGGCUUCAACACCAGCAAAGCUUUCGGAGGAAAUUCCUCUGCCCAAGCCGAAAGAGCCAACUCUCACUAGAGAUGAGAAACUACUUCCGCCGCUCCCAGAGCCGAAGCCAGUGUACGCCCAGCCUGGACAGCCAGACGUGGACCUGCCUGUCAGCCCCUCCGAUGCCCCUGUGCCAAGUGCUGCUCACGAUGACAGCAUCCUUAGGCCAAGCAUGAAGCUGGUCAAGUUCAAAAAGGGUGAGAGUGUGGGGCUGCGGCUCGCAGGAGGGAAUGAUGUUGGCAUCUUUGUUGCUGGAGUGCUGGAGGAUAGUCCGGCUGCGAAGGAGGGCCUGGAGGAGGGUGACCAAAUUCUCAGGGUAAACAACGUAGAUUUUGCAAACAUAAUCCGAGAGGAGGCAGUGCUGUUCCUCCUGGAUCUUCCUAAAGGUGAAGAGGUCACCAUUUUGGCUCAAAAGAAGAAAGAUGUCUAUCGGCGGAUCGUGGAGUCUGAUGUGGGUGACUCCUUUUACAUCCGGACCCACUUUGAGUACGAGAAGGAAUCUCCAUACGGGUUAAGCUUUAACAAGGGCGAGGUGUUCCGUGUGGUGGAUACCCUCUACAAUGGCAAGUUGGGUUCCUGGCUCGCGAUUCGCAUUGGCAAGAACCACCAGGAGGUGGAGAGGGGCAUCAUCCCCAACAAAAACAGAGCGGAGCAGCUCUCCAGCGUGCAAUACACACUCCCCAAAACAGCCGGCGGCGACAGGGCGGACUUCUGGAGGUUCCGUGGUCUUCGCAGUUCAAAGAGGAACCUCAGGAAGAGCCGAGAAGAUCUUUCCUCUCAGCCAGUCCAGACAAAGUUCCCAGCCUACGAGAGGGUUGUAUUGAGAGAAGCUGGUUUCUUAAGACCUGUUGUGAUAUUUGGACCUAUUGCCGAUGUCGCACGGGAAAAACUCGCCAGAGAAGAGCCAGAUCUUUUUGAGCUUGCAAAGAGCGAGCCCAGAGAUGCAGGUACCGACCAGCGCAGUUCAGGAAUUAUUCGUCUUCACACCAUCAAACAAAUCAUAGAUAGAGACAAACACGCUGUGCUGGACAUCACCCCGAAUGCUGUGGACAGGCUGAACUAUGCUCAGUGGUACCCAAUCGUAGUCUUCCUAAAUCCCGACAACAAGCAGGGUGUGAAGAACAUGAGGACAAGGCUGUGUCCAGAGUCCCGGAAAAGUGCCAGGAAGCUGUACGAACGAGCCAUCAAGCUGAGGAAGAAUAAUCAUCACCUGUUCACCACCACCAUUAACUUGAACAACAUGAAUGACGGUUGGUACGGAGCUCUUAAGGAGACCAUCCAGCAGCAACAGAACCAGCUGGUGUGGGUGUCUGAGGGAAAGGCGGAUGGCACCACGGAAGAUGACUUGGAUAUCCACGACGACCGUCUGUCCUACCUGUCAGCUCCAGGGAGCGAGUACUCCAUGUACAGCACGGACAGCCGCCACACAUCGGACUACGAAGACACGGACACGGAGGGCGGAGCCUACACGGACCAGGAGCUCGACGAGACCUUGAAUGACGAGGUGGGUCUGCCCACGGAGCCCGCCAUCACACGGUCUUCCGAACCUGUGAGGGAAGAUCCACCCGUCAUUCAGGACACCCCUGGUUACCCCGGAUACCAGCACCCGGUGCCACCCGAUCCAACUAAUCGUAUCGACCCCACUGGCUUCAAGAUGCCAUCUCCGCAGCAGCAAGAGGAGGCUUCUCUGCCCAUGCUCUCCUUGCCUGCAGCGGUGGUAGCGCCCCCUGCUGUUGAGCAGCCCGUACAGCUAGAGGGUUUGCACCUAGAGGAGCCCCCUGCUGCAGCCGCAGCUCCUCAGGCUGACUCACUUAGCAGCCCCAGUCCUGCCCCUGAGCUUUUUCAGCCCCCACCACCACCACAUGAACCCCACCCGUCUGGACCGCCUGGUCCAGAACCAAAGAUGUACAAGAAAGACUUGUACAAUAUGGAGGAACCUGUGCGAAUGAACCACGGCCUGAAGCAGUCUAUGAGCUACAGUCACCAGCUAUCAUACCAGGACAAGCAGCCAUACCGAGAAUACGACCACCCGCCUUACGGUUACGAUGGAGGCGGCUACGCAGAACCAAAGUCUCACAACGCUGACUCUCACAUGCACUACGACAACCGUGUGCCUCAUUACAACGAACACUGGUCCCCCUACGACCAGCAGACCUCGCCCUCCCAGCCCCCGGGUUACCAGCCGGCCCACCAGCAACACAUCGGCUACAACCACCGCUCGCCGUACGAGGAUGGCCCAAGUAGGGACUACAGCCCUCCUCAGCCUCGAUAUGAAGACUCCCUUCCUGUGGGAUACGAUAGCAGAGCACGCCACACUAAGCCUGCGCCAAUUCGUUACGAUGAUCUGCCUCCACCACCGCCACCUGUAAGCUACGAUGCCCGCUCUACUUAUGAGGCAGAUACUCUCAGCUUUCCCAUCAACUCGCCUCGGUCUCCAGAACCGCCAAAGCAGUAUUACGGUGACUCUGGUCUAAGGCCAUCCUACAUUCCUGGUCCACAUCGUGGCUUCAAGGCAGGGAUACAUGAGCCUGUGAUGAACUGUGAACCACCAAUUCUUCCUCCGAAAACAGAGGCCCUCACAUCCCCUGGUGAGCCAGCAGUCACUCCUGGAUCCAAACCCUUGCCACCCCUCCAACGGGAAGACCCGGAGGAGGACCCGGCCAUGAAACCGCAGUCAGUCCUCAACAGAGUAAAGAUGUUUGAAAAUAAACGGUCCGUUUCGAUGGACAGGGCGAAGGAAGGAGAAUCGUCAGUUCUCAGGGUACCUAGCUCUUAAAUUACCGUAUUUUCCGCACUAUAGGGCGCACCAAAAAGUCUUCCAUUUUCUUAAAAGUUCACCGAGCGCCUUA
Molecule: messenger RNA, 4568 nt
Organism: Hippocampus comes (tiger tail seahorse)
Lineage: Eukaryota; Metazoa; Chordata; Actinopteri; Syngnathiformes; Syngnathidae
Gene: tjp1b
Product: tight junction protein 1b
Exons: 22
Coding region: 329-4495 (1388 amino acids)
Biological process (GO): protein localization to cell-cell junction; establishment of endothelial intestinal barrier; cell-cell adhesion
Cellular component (GO): plasma membrane; bicellular tight junction
Molecular function (GO): cell adhesion molecule binding
Source: RefSeq, a predicted model, not a curated record